AUGAUGGUGGGAACUCAACGUUUAGAUGGUUCGUUACCGCCUUUGAAUUCCCCUAAAAGCUAUGGAAUUACGAAGCCGCUCUCGCUUGCUGGGCCUUCUUCGGCGGAUAUUAAGCGUAAUGUCGAGCUUGAGAAGUAUUUGGUUGAUGAGGGACUCUACGAGAGCAAGGAGGACACCAUGCGGAGAGAGGAAGUUCUGGGGCGCAUUGAUCAGAUUGUGAAGCACUGGGUGAAACAGUUAACGCAGCAGAGAGGCUAUACGGAUCAGAUGGUGGACGAUGCUAAUGCUGUGAUUUUCACCUUCGGAUCUUACCGGCUUGGAGUACAUGGACCUGGGGCUGACAUUGAUACUUUGUGUGUUGGGCCAUCUUACGUUAAUCGGGAGGAGGAUUUCUUCAUCAUCUUGCAUGAUACAUUGGCUGAGAUGGAAGAAGUCACUGAGCUUCAACCUAUUCCUGAUGCCCACGUUCCGGUCAUGAAAUUUAAGUUUCAAGGAAUUCCUAUUGAUCUGCUUUAUGCUAGCAUAUCACUUUUAGUUGUGCCACAGGAUCUGGAUAUCUCCAACUCUUCUGUGCUGUGUGAUGUUGAUGAGCCAACCGUUCGGAGUCUUAAUGGUUGUAGGGUUGCUGAUCAAAUUCUUAAACUCGUUCCAAAUUUUGAGCACUUCCGGACAACAUUAAGAUGCCUGAAGUACUGGGCUAAGAGGCGUGGGGUCUAUUCAAAUGUGACUGGUUUUCUGGGCGGUGUAAAUUGGGCACUUUUGGUUGCUCGUGUGUGCCAGCUCUAUCCAAAUGCAAUUCCUAGUAUGCUGGUUUCUCGUUUUUUUAGAGUAUAUACUCAAUGGCGGUGGCCGAACCCAGUCAUGCUUUGUGCAAUAGAAGAGGAUGAGCUUGGAUUUCCUGUCUGGGACCCUCGUAAAAAUCAUCGCGACCGGUAUCAUCUUAUGCCAAUAAUAACUCCGGCUUACCCAUGCAUGAAUUCUAGUUACAAUGUCUCUCAAAGCACUCUUCGCGUUAUGACAGAGCAGUUCCAGUUUGGUAACACUAUCUUGCAGGAGAUUGAAUUAAAUAAACAACACUGGAGCUCUUUAUUUGAACAAUACAUGUUCUUCGAGGCAUACAAAAACUACCUUCAGGUUGAUAUAGUAGCAGCAGAUGCAGAAGAUUUAUUGGCUUGGAAGGGAUGGGUGGAGUCGCGGUUCAGACAGCUGACCUUAAAGAUAGAAAGAGACACACAUGGAAUGUUAAUGUGCCAUCCCCAACCAAAUGAUUAUGUAGAUUCGGCUAGGCAAAUUCUGCAUUGUGCCUUUUUCAUGGGGUUGCAGAGGGCAGAGGGAGUUGGGGGUCAAGAAUGUCAACAGUUUGACAUACGUGGUACGGUUGAUGAGUUUAGACAAGAAGUAAACAUGUAUAUGUUCUGGAAACCUGGGAUGGAUGUGUUCGUUUCUCAUGUUCGUAGACGACAGCUGCCACCUUUUGUUUUCCCAAAUGGAUAUAGAAGGCCUCGGCAGUCCAGGCACCAGAAUCAACAGGGUGGAAAACCUGGUGAGGAUGGCACUGUUCCGAAUUCCAGCUCUGUGGUGGAGAGGCAUGUUAAGAGAAAGAGCGAGGAUGAAAUUAUGGAUGCAAGACCAGAUAAAGCUGAGAAGCGUGCAUCUCUUAGUCCACAGAGUCUAGACAUUGUUUCUCCUGAAAAUAGUGCUAUCACUACUGGUUGGACCCCUCCUGUUUGCAACCUUAGAAGGCUACCUAGUGAAGAAAUUGAGGCUGUAAAUUUGAAUAUUGAGGGUACUGAACUCACAAAUUUUGCUCGAGAUGGGUGCAACUCUGGCAGCGAGCAAGCUCUGGAAGUAGAUAAUAUGGCUCCAGUUCAAGAAUGUUCUGAUCCAGCUAAGUCUUUUGGAAAAUGUGUUACACCUGAUUCUAGUGAUGUGGUAGCAUGUGAAAGUGGGCAGGAAGAAAUCUUAAAUCGUGCUUUGAUGAGGUCUGUAUCGAUCAGUGGUACUGACUCCCAACUUCCUUCGAAAUCUUGUGUGGAAAACCGUGAUUAUGAGGGUUUCGGGUUUCCUGCUACAAAUUCAGAUACUUUUCUGGGAAAGGAGAAUUUGUACUCUCAAAGUGGCACACCGGAAGACCUCCAGGCAAACUCUUUGGUCAGCGGGAUGGAGAAGUCAGAAGACAGAGCUAGGUCAGAAUCUUUGCAGAAGCCAAGCAUAAGGCAUCAGCAGCAGGUUGAGCUUAAAGUCGACUGUGUGAACAUCCUCUUUAGGCUAUUGACGUGA
Messenger RNA from Arabis nemorensis, 2280 nucleotides. Lineage: Eukaryota; Viridiplantae; Streptophyta; Magnoliopsida; Brassicales; Brassicaceae. The record is from the annotation of a GenBank genome assembly.